AUGAAACCCUUAUUAGAAACAACGAGGGCACUUUCUCGAAGUAAGUUUAUAUCACCCAUUUAUAAAAUUACACCCAAGCGCCCCUUCUCGAGAAGAUUAAUCUCAACGACAAGAUCAAUCAAAAAUGUCCAGAAGAAAAAUCUUCCUCCAAUCCCCAAACCAUCUGCAGCAUUAAUCAAAACCAACGCACAGCCUUUCUACAAAAGGACAAUCAAAUCAAUACUAAAAUUUACCGCUAUCUCAACUCUCUUAGCAACAACCUACUUAACGUACUCAGUAUAUACGGAAUUCCAUCCCAAGAAACAAAUCCCACAAGCAGACAAAUUCGCAAACGGUGCACCUAAAAAGACAACAAUAAUAUUAGGAUCAGGUUGGGGUGCUGUCUCUCUUUUGAAAAAUUUAGAUACCACAUUAUAUAACGUUAUCGUUAUUUCUCCAAGGAAUUAUUUCCUUUUCACUCCAUUCUUACCUUCCACUCCUGUCGGGACCAUCGAUUUGAAAUCAAUCGUGGAACCUGUAAGGUCCAUCGCGAGAAGAUCUAAAGGUGAAGUUAUUUACGUCGAAGGUGAAGCUGUAAACAUUGAUCCUAAGAAUCAAACUGUUUCAGUAAAGGAAAUUUCAUCAUUGAAUGAUGAAGACGAUGAGGAACGGAUCAGAAAAUUGGAUUUGAAAUUCGAUUAUUUGGUCGUCGCUGUAGGUUCACAACCUACUACCUUUGGUGUCCCUGGUGUAUUAGAGCAUGGAUCAUUUUUGAAAGAAAUCUCGGAUGCAAGAGAUAUUAGAUUGAAAAUUUUAAAUAAUAUUGAAGUAGCUAAUAAUUUACCAAAGGAUGAUCCAUUGAGAGCUAAAUUGUUGAAAUUCGUUGUUGUCGGUGGUGGGCCAACUGGUGUGGAAUUUGCUGCUGAAUUAAAAGAUUAUGUUAGUGAAGAUUUAGCAGCCGCUAUGCCAGAAAUUAGUAAAGAAAUUAAAUUGACUUUAAUUGAAGGUGCUCCAAAUAUCUUAAAUAGUUUCAAUAAGUCUUUGGUUGAGUAUGCUCAAGAUGUAUUUGCUAAAAGUAGAAUUGAAUUAAAAUUGAAAACGCAAGUGAAAGAGGUUACAAAGGAUUAUAUUUUGGCAAAGAAUGGUGGCGGUGAAAUAGAAGAAAUUCCAUACGGUGUAUUGGUUUGGGCAACUGGGAAUGCUCCAAGAGACGUUACUAAGAAAUUGAUGACAUCGUUACCUGAACAACAAAAUUCAAGACGUGGCCUAUUAAUUAAUGACAAGUUACAAUUAUUAGGUGCUGAAGGUUCAAUAUAUGCCAUUGGUGAUUGUACAUUCCAUCCUGGAUUGUUCCCUACGGCACAAGUAGCACACCAAGAAGCUGUAUAUUUAGCAGAUGUUUUCACCAAAUUGAACAAGAUUGAUCAACUGAAUUGGAAAGUUCAAGGGGAAAAACAACACGAAAUGACAUCAAAGAACGAUAUUAAACCAUUGACAAAGAAUGUACAAAAGUUACCAUCAACCAUUGAAGAUUUCAAAUAUAAUCACUUAGGUGCAUUGGCGUAUAUUGGUUCAGAAAAGGCUAUUGCAGAUCUUUCCCUAGGUUCUUCAAAAUACUACUCAACUGGUUCUUUCACAUUCUUAUUUUACAAAUCUGCUUAUUUGGCAAUGUGCCUAUCAUUUAGGAACAGGAUACUGGUAGCUCUAGAUUGGCUGAAAGUAUCUCUACUCGGUAGAGAUUCGUCAAUUUGA
Naumovozyma dairenensis CBS 421 is the source of this 1731-nucleotide messenger RNA. RefSeq names its product NADH-ubiquinone reductase (H(+)-translocating) NDE1 (gene NDE1). Bases 1 to 1731 code for a protein of 576 amino acids. The record is from RefSeq and is a predicted model, not a curated record. Lineage: Eukaryota; Fungi; Ascomycota; Saccharomycetes; Saccharomycetales; Saccharomycetaceae. Gene Ontology annotation, molecular function: NADH dehydrogenase activity. The transcript has a single exon.